CAUGCAGAACAGCUUGUUGAAAUCCCAACUUUAAAAAGAAUACUUAAUUGAAAAAAUGAUAAAGGAAACAUUUAACCCUACUGGAUAUCAAUCAUGGAUUCAAGAAAAUUGUAUUAGGAUUGCAGAAUCCUAAAAUUAUUUUGUGAUUUGCUUUUAUUAACUCAGAGAAAUAUUUAGAUCAUAAUGAGAGGAUGAACUUUUCUCAUUUAAUGGAUAAGCGUAAACUAAAACCCAUUAAAGAAAGUAAGAUAGUUAGACCUGAAAUUUUUUGUUAUUGCUGAUACUUAUUUAAUGGUGCAUCAAAAAUUUUAAGAAUUAAAAAUCUUAAAGUCAAGC
This is a messenger RNA of Paramecium octaurelia, 336 nucleotides long. The record is from the annotation of a GenBank genome assembly. Lineage: Eukaryota; Ciliophora; Oligohymenophorea; Peniculida; Parameciidae.